AUGAACACCACAGAGCACCACGGACUGAUCCAAGGCUACCACAACAGGAGCCAAACCUCAACUACUUUGCCACUUGACAAGGACUUAUCAGCUGAGGAGAAGGACUCAUCGACGGGAUGUUAUGAACAACUGCUGAUUUCCACUGAGGUUUUCCUCACUCUGGGCAUCGUCAGCCUGCUGGAGAACAUCCUGGUUGUUGCUGCUAUAGUCAAGAACAAGAACCUCCACUCGCCUAUGUACUUCUUCAUCUGUAGCCUCGCUGUUGCCGACAUGCUCGUCAGCGUCUCCAACGCAUCUGAGACUAUUGUCAUUGCGCUCAUCAACGGAGGCAACCUCAUCAUCCCCGUCACGUUGAUCAAAAGCAUGGACAAUGUGUUUGACUCCAUGAUCUGCAGCUCUCUGUUAGCGUCUAUCUGCAGCUUGCUCGCCAUCGCGGUCGACCGCUACAUCACCAUCUUUUACGCGCUGCGAUACCACAACAUCGUCACCCUGCGGAGGGCAAUGUUGGUCAUCAGCAGCAUUUGGACGUGCUGCACCGUGUCUGGCGUACUGUUCAUCAUCUACUCAGAAAGCACCACGGUGCUCAUCUGCCUUAUCACCAUGUUCUUCACCAUGCUGGUGCUCAUGGUGUCGCUGUACGUCCACAUGUUCCUGCUGGCACGCUUGCACAUGAAGCGAAUCGCAGCGCUGCCGGGCAACGCGCCCAUCCAGCAGCGGGCCAACAUGAAGGGCGCCAUCACCCUCACCAUCCUGCUCGGGGUGUUCGUGGUGUGCUGGGCGCCCUUUUUCCUCCACCUCAUUCUCAUGAUCACCUGCCCCAGGAACCCCUACUGCACCUGCUUCAUGUCCCACUUCAACAUGUACCUCAUCCUCAUCAUGUGCAACUCCGUCAUUGACCCCAUCAUCUAUGCCUUUCGCAGCCAAGAGAUGAGAAAAACCUUCAAAGAGAUCUUCUGCUGCUCGCAUGCCCUCUUGUGCGUGUGA
Toxotes jaculatrix (banded archerfish) is the source of this 984-nucleotide messenger RNA. RefSeq names its product melanocortin 4 receptor (gene mc4r). Gene Ontology annotation, biological process: G protein-coupled receptor signaling pathway. Gene Ontology annotation, molecular function: melanocyte-stimulating hormone receptor activity. Bases 1 to 984 code for a protein of 327 amino acids. The transcript has a single exon. Gene Ontology annotation, cellular component: membrane. Lineage: Eukaryota; Metazoa; Chordata; Actinopteri; Toxotidae. The record is from RefSeq and is a predicted model, not a curated record.